Messenger RNA from Betta splendens (Siamese fighting fish), 3623 nucleotides. RefSeq lists its product as uncharacterized. Bases 397 to 1413 code for a protein of 338 amino acids. The transcript is spliced from 17 exons. The record is from RefSeq and is a predicted model, not a curated record. Lineage: Eukaryota; Metazoa; Chordata; Actinopteri; Anabantiformes; Osphronemidae.
UCAUGUAGCGCGAAAGCAGAAAUAAAGGGAGGGACGAACGUCGAAAGUGAAAGUAAAGCUGUCACAAGGAAACGUGUAACGUGGAUCAGAGCAGAAGGACGCGACCCAAGGCGACAUGACAAGCAGUGAAUACUACGCAAUGGAUAGUGAGGUAGGAGGUACAACAGGCUACGCAUGCGUUGCUGGACGAGAAGAGGAGAGUACUGUAGAUUCAUGUUUGCAGUCUGAAACCGAAACAUGAAAAUUUAAGACUUCACAUUAACCGCCUUGUCUUGCAUUCACUCAAAGCUGGACCAGCUCUCCCUUAGAACACAGUAUGUAGAGGUCCCUGCAUGUGAAAUGUAAAUGUGACAGGAGGAAUUUCACUAUGUGACCCAAAAGCAAGAGCGGUGUGGGAUGUUUCAGCCUCAGGAGCUGUCUAUACAACGCCCUACAGUUUCCCACACAGCCCCGCUGGGGUUUGCUGAUUACAGUAGAAUAAUGACAUCAUGGAGAUACGCACCUUACUUCUUUCUCCUUGUGUUGCUAAUUGACUUGUCAAAGGAGGAAUGCGAGGACUACUUUGAUUUUUCGAAAGAUAAAAACCUGGCACACAAUCUGACAAGGACGUUCCCCCUGGUAAAGCCUAAGAAUACCACGGACUUGCUACAGUGCAUGGGCUGCACUCUAAAAAAAAGCAAAGGCAGGGACAAACAGUUCCCAUACAUUCUGAAAGACUGCUUUGAAUCGGUCAAUGCCGAAAGUUGUUCUAAUGAAACUUUUGGUAAUAUUUCGUAUUACAACCUAAUGUGCUUGACAGCCAAAGCGCUGGAACUUAACAGUACAGACAUUAAAGCCUGCCAUUUUGGUGACAGUGAAACUCUAUUCAAGCUGCCUUCACUACAGUAUUAUGCAACAACACUAUUGCCACAAACAACAUCAUCAACAUCAGCAAGAACUAAAACAACAACAACAACAUCAUCAAAAACAAUACAGACAAUGUUACCGACAACUAAAACAGCAACGCCGCAAAAAACUAACACAAGAGCACCAAAUAAAACACAGAAGCUGUUGCCAACUUCAGCUGCAACAACAGAAAAAACAGCAGCACAAACGGCAUCAUAUGUAAGAUCCAGUGACAACUUAAAAUCUUUUGGAUCAUCAUCCCCACCACAAGAAAUUGCUUCAUCAGAUAACGUGUUAAAGUACUUUCCCCUAUCGAUGGGCCUCAUCCUGCUCCUGCUAACAAUUGUUUAUCUGUACAAAAGCUUGAAGAGACAAAUCACAAAAUGGAGAGAGAAUAAUGCAGAGAAUUGUUCUGUACCACAAGAGUUGACCGUUUCGCAGCCAAUCACUCAGCCAAGAGUUGCAAAAAGGAAUGAAGAGGAGGGCACCCAGUUUCUGGAUGACCAUAGGCUGCCAUGUCACCUUUAAAUGACAAAACCUGCCCUGACUGAACUGGUGAAAAUGGAAAGCUGCACUAAGGACCACACUGUCAAAACUGCUGCUGUCUGUUUCAUUACGUCACAGCCGUGGGAUCUGGAUACUAUAAUGAAAAGGACAAAAGAAUGACUGCGUGUUGCAAAUGUCCUGGGCCCAAAUUAAGGAAGCCAUCCCAUUCAAGUCCUAUGGCAGUAAAUGAGGAGCUGGACUCACUUAAGCGAGAAAAAAAGGAAACAAGCCCAUCUAGUAAAGCAGGAGGUCAAAACAAGCAACAGGUCAUAACAAACCUGAGCAGAUGCUGAGGACUAGUUACGUGGUGGCGUUAGGUCAGUGACUGCAGAGGCAGAGAGUUUGCAGAUGGCCAGGGAAGUGGACAGUAUUAGUGUUAUGAAAUCAGUCCACGCCGGCUGUCAAACGCUGACGCCAUUCUUCAGUUUUAUACCCUAGGUCAUGGCAUCUUCUAAAUAAGUGACACCUUCACGUCAGCAUGCCAUGCACAAGGCUUGGCUUUCUUGGAAUAUCUAACACUAAUAAUAAAAAACUUUGAAACAAAAGUUUUUUCAAGAUAUGGUUGUUUAACAUGAAAAGCAAACAUUUGCAUGAUGUCACAAUGACUGAGUUGAAAACAAAAUAUGUUUUUGUGUAACACCUUUCAUUAACUUCAGUUUCAGAUUAUUUCAUUUCUAAUUGGAAUCAAUUCACACAUGCGACAAAUUCCUUUGAGGUUUGUAUUUUCUAUAUUUAUUUCUAGUGUUUUUAACAAACUGAAUGUGAUGAUGUGAGCGUUGCCGGUGUUUGUGUACUUGUACUGGUUGUUUUGAAUCAUAUUAGUACACAAUACACACUGAAGCAGGGGACAGGAGCAGAGUUGCACAAUUUCAGUUACAUGUUGCAGCAUGAACUCAACUCCUCCCUGCUUUGGUGUUAGCUGUCCUUGAUGCUACUGUAUGUAUAUUAACAGUAUAACAGUAUAUAGUAUAAUUUAUGUUAAACUCUAUAUGCUACAGUAUAUACAAUUAACCAUGUUCACACAAGUCUGACCCCAGAGCACCCUUGGUAAAAGCAACAUGGUAUUGGUAUUUAAUCUGUGUUUUGAUUUGAACAUACAAUAUUUGACCUUGGCUUUGCCCUAUUAUGUUCCAUAAUUUUUCCAGAACACUGUACCUACAGUAUAAUAACGUCCUCUCAGUAGGUCAUAAGUCUGUGAGAGUGUUGAUCAACGUUUUCAAUUCCAUAGUUUUUAUUUUACAUGAAAAAUAAAGAAUAAAAAGUCUGGAGUUUAGAGAACUGUAAAUUAACUCACAGUACCAGAUGCCCACUGUAGUAAGUGAAAGGAAGUCUGUGGACAAACAGGCUCAGUCAAACACCAUCAGACUGAGCUGGAGUCUCCUCUGUACGUGGUUGAGGAUGUAUCUAUUCGGCUUUUAUUCCAUGACACACACAGAUCUGAUUGUUCAAUUUUCAGUUCUUUUAAAAGAGCAAAGUCCAAACUUCUGAAUUUCCACUUAAAUACUAAAGGUCCUGCUGGCCUAAUGUUGCCUGUUUACUGUCAUGUACUUAAUUUAGGUUUUAAAGCACAAUACGUUGGAGGUUUGAUAGUACUGUGUGUAGACCGUUUUGCUGACAGUCUGAGAAAUUCAACUGUAAAAGCAAAAAUGUUGGACUGGAAUCAUAAACAGUUUAGCUGAAGACAGAUUGUGCCAUCGCCUCAGUCAAGAAUUACAGGUUCUAAGGCUGUUUGUUAACAUUAGCUCCAUUCUAUCUGUCAACUGUGAGACAAACACAGACAUUCCUGUUGGGUACAGUAGCUACUGAAGUGUGAGAUACACACAGAAUGUAGCUUGUUUGUUUGGACAGAUCAAGUGACUGAAGCCAAAGAAACGAUAUGACAUAGAGAAUUAGCUUAAGAAAGGAACAAAGGUUGACAGUAAUUCAUGGCCUUUUAUUCUCACUAUUGGCAUACUGUGGCCCAGCAUACCGUUGGGACCGUAUGGAGCAGCUGCUGUGUGCCUCCAUGUGCGGUGUGAUGGUAUGACAGUCAGUGCAGCAGUUUAACAGCUUGUACUGAUGAGUUUAAUGCUAAUAAAUAAAGUCAAUCAUUAUAUGAAUUACAUGUUUGUAUAGUUCUGAUGGAAGUUGUCCUUAUGUGUGCAACAAUGAUAUUUUUCCUAAUGCUUCAUUAAAUACUUUUUAUAUUUAUA